UAGCCAGUUGGAUGCAGCGAAAGUUUUGACAUCCCACGGUGAAAAAAUUAAGCCUGAACAAUCAUUGUUGUCACUUCAGCAAUCCCACAGUGCCACAGAGACAGUGCCUCUCCUAAGAAGCCACUCAAUGCCUUCUGCUGCAUGCACUAUAAGCUCUCCACAUACCUUUAGAGGUAGCUAUUCAUUUGAUGAUCACAUCAUGGAGCCUGAAGUCUUAAGCCGCAGUCAAGCGUUUUCUUCCCAUCCCCGAAUGCUAAAACGACAACCAGCUAUUGAGCUACCUUUGGGGGUAGAAUACGUCUCAGAGGAGGUUAGCUCUGCGAACAAAGAAACUGUUUCCAAACCUCCUGAGGAGCCUGAAACCAAGGAAAGUGAUCUUACCAAAAAGUCUCGGAAGGGUCCGAAAGUUAAAGGGUUCAUGUACGAGUGUAACGUAUGUGGUGCUCGGUAUAAGAAAAGGGACAAUUAUGAAGCCCAUAAGAAAUACUACUGUUCAGAACUGCAGCUCUCAAAGCCUCGUUCUUCUGCUUCCCAUACCUCUUCAGAGACUGAGAAAAAUGUUGCAGAUCCUGACACGUGGCCCCAGAUGAUGCAUUACAAGCUAGGGAGCAGUUUGGAGCUCACCCCGCUCCGAAAGAGGCGAAAGGAAAAGAGUCUCGGUGAUGACGAGGAGCCUCCAGCUUUUGAGCUGUCUGAGACUCCCUCCUCCAGUACUGCGCCAGGGACUCAGUUUGCAAACCCAGCAUCAUCUGACGUCGCGUUAAACCUAACCCGUGAAUCCAUUAAGUCACCAGCAGAUCCGGGUAAAUCCACACCUUCCGAUGUCAGUGCCAGCUUCCAUUCCAGGAAUACCAAACCGGCUUCAAGUGCAGAGGGCAAAGAGAGAAGAACAACCUCAAAGGAGAUCUCUGUUAUCCAGCAUACAAGCUCCUUUGAGAAGUCUGACUCUAUCGAGCAAGCAAGCAGCUUGGAGGAAGACAAACCCUUGCCACAGUACUCGUCUCAGCCGACACCCCAGCACAGCCGACCACCUCACUCCCUGCAGCCCAGGCUCGUACGCCAGCCCAACAUCCAGGUCCCAGAGAUUCUGGUCACAGAAGAGCCCGACAGACCAGAAACGGAGCCAGAGCCUCCUCCAAAAGAGCCAGAGAAAACGGAGGAAUUUCAGUGGCCGCAGAGGAGCCAGACCCUUUCCCAGCUCCCAGCAGAGAAACUUCCACCAAAAAAGAAGAGGCUGCGGCUGGCAGAAAUGGCUCAGUCCUCCGGAGAGUCCAGUUUCGAAUCUGUCUCCCUCACCCGAAGCCCAAGUCAGGAAAGCAGCAUAUCCCACGGCUCCAGCCACUCUGUCUCCUUUGAUCGUGAAGAUCACAGCAAGUCAGAGUCAACGAGCCAGGCCUCUGAAUCCCACCCAAAGCCUCCUGGUGUUGGCUCACACAUGUUGAUGGUACCAAGCCACCAUCACCAUUCCAGGGAAAUGCGGAGAUCUGCUUCUGAGCAGACACCGAAUGUGUCCCAUCCUUCCCAGAUGUCAGAGACCCGCAGUAAAUCAUUUGACUACGGGAGCUUGUCGUCCACUCCUGCCUCAACCCCUGGCCCCUCAUCCUCCUCAGCUCCACAGGAGCGAAGGAAAUGCUUUCUAGUUAGGCAAGCAUCCCUCACUAGGCACCCAGAACAUGAUCCAGACUUGGCCCCAACAGGCCGGCCAGAGACAGAAGAUCCAAUUCCUUCUUCAAGUCGAAAAGAUAUAACUAGAACUGAGAAGGAAGAGGAUAAAAGAGGGAAAUCAGAAGAAGAGGCUCUUGUAACCAAAAGAGGAGAGCCAGUCCGGAUCAAGAUCUUUGAAGGAGGGUACAAAUCAAACGAAGAGUAUGUGUAUGUGCGAGGCCGUGGAAGAGGGAAGUAUGUAUGUGAGGAGUGUGGAAUUCGCUGCAAGAAACCCAGCAUGCUGAAGAAACACAUUCGCACGCACACAGACGUCAGGCCAUAUGUCUGCAAGUACUGUAACUUUGCUUUUAAAACCAAAGGGAAUCUGACUAAACAUAUGAAGUCAAAGGCCCACAGCAAAAAAUGUCAGGAGAUGGGCGUGUUGGUAUCUUCACUGGUGGAUCUGGAAGCCGAAGAAGCCCAACAGCUUGAAGACCUAUUCCAGGACUCUGAGGGGCGGGAGGGAUCUGAGCCAAUUGAGGAACACCAGUUUUCAGACCUAGAGGAAUCUGACGAGGAUGAUGACAAUGAAGAUGAGGAAGAUGAGGAGGAAGAGGAGAGCCAAGAUGAACCACCUUUAAAGUUGCCGGAAG
Messenger RNA from Nestor notabilis (Kea), 2297 nucleotides. RefSeq names its product human immunodeficiency virus type I enhancer binding protein 3 (gene HIVEP3). NCBI's taxonomy places the organism in Eukaryota, Metazoa, Chordata, Aves, Psittaciformes, Psittacidae. The annotation marks the transcript as partial. Gene Ontology annotation, cellular component: nucleus. Gene Ontology annotation, molecular function: zinc ion binding; RNA polymerase II cis-regulatory region sequence-specific DNA binding; DNA-binding transcription factor activity, RNA polymerase II-specific. The transcript is spliced from 6 exons. Gene Ontology annotation, biological process: regulation of transcription by RNA polymerase II. The record is from RefSeq and is a predicted model, not a curated record.